This is a messenger RNA of Trichoplusia ni (cabbage looper), 1997 nucleotides long. RefSeq names its product zinc finger protein 595-like. Gene Ontology annotation, cellular component: nucleus. The transcript has 2 exons. Gene Ontology annotation, molecular function: zinc ion binding. Bases 134 to 1531 code for a protein of 465 amino acids. Lineage: Eukaryota; Metazoa; Arthropoda; Insecta; Lepidoptera; Noctuidae. The record is from RefSeq and is a predicted model, not a curated record.
UGAUUCCUAUACGUAGUCUGUGGGUGGACUGCAAGUUGUCAACAAAGCCAUUAUAGUUAUUUGCAAUCCGUAGGACGCCAAAAAAGCAAUUUUAUGUGAUAUUUGUAAAUGAUUAAUACUUGAUAACGUUAAGAUGCAAUCAAAGACUGACUAUACGUUACCAGCUCUCAAGUUUAUUACAAGUGAAUCGGAGCACGUUUGUAGGUUAUGUUUUUCUAGUACAGACGAACAAGAAGUAUCUUUGGAAGACAACGUUAGGCUUCAAAGACCUUAUUUUGAUGAAAAUGUCACAUUUAUGGAUAUGUUUAGUGAUCUAAGUGUCCAGACAGAGCCUUUUCUGCCUCAAGUGUUGUGCAUGGACUGUGCUACAAUGACAAUCAAUUCAUACCUUUUUCAAAAAUUGUGUAACAACUCCAAUGAAAACUGGCACAUAGCUUUAACAAAACUCAGUAAAAGUCUUGACCAGUCACUUACAAUAGGACCUAGUGUACAGACAGCAUAUUUGAUGAUAAAAGAUGAUGAAAAUCAGAUAUUUACUAGUCGAAAACGGCAUACAAUCCGAAGUAAAAAGACUGCACUAAAUAAAGUUAAAGAGGUUCUGAAGGCCAAACAGCCCUGCCAUCAAGUGAAGCGAAGAAAGUCCAAUGUUAUAUGUGAAGAGUGCGGAGAACGGUUCAACUCAAAUUGUCACCUAGUCAAGCAUAUGAAAGUACACAGCAAUGCUAAGUACCCUUGCCUUGAGUGCCCCAAAGUAUUUGCUACGCAACUACAAGUAGAAGAUCAUGCUGAAAGAGUGCACUAUCCUAAAAAGCUGCAGUGUCCAAAAUGUCCCAAAAUGUUUAGUACAGAAAAAAUGCUAAGUUACCACGAUAAAUUGCACCACGUCGCCGCGGUAUGUAAAUUAUGCUUAGCACAGUUUCCGUCCAAAAAAGACUUAAGAGCUCACUUAGAUAAACAUGAUCUCAACAAAUGUCCGCGCUGUAGUAAAUCAUUUUUGAACAAACACACCUUCAAGUUCCAUCUCAAAAUUUGCGGCAAUGCUGAGGAACGCCAACCCAGUUUCUUUUGUGAUAUUUGCCACAAAGGUUACGCCAGGAAGAAUGGUUUGCGCACCCAUUUGAAGACGGAUCACGGCUUCGGGAAGGUUUUGUCUUGCAAUUGGUGCGGAAAGAAGUUUGAUGCAAUAAGUCGACUGAACAAUCACAUAGUAAAACAUACAAAAGAGAAAAACUUCCAUUGCGACCAAUGUGGCGGAAAAUUCGUGACACAAGCGGCGUUAGUUUAUCAUACGAGGCUGCACACUGGCGAGCGACCUUUUCCUUGUGACUUGUGCAACGAAAGUUUCCUCUCAGCAUCUAGAAGGAUGGAACAUAAAAGACGGAAACAUUUCGGUCCCACAAAAGAGUGUCAUGUUUGCCAUAUGAAGUUCGUCACUGGGCACCAAUUACGAAAACAUGUACAGAGACAUUAUAAUCCCCAAAGCAAAUUGUUUGUGCCUGAGGGUAGAAUACAAUUUGAUUUUAUGUACUGAGCUGUGAUUAGAUGGGGACUUUCUUGUAUUGAAUUACAUUUUGCAAGCAUGUCUCAGUUUUAAUUGCAUUGUUAAGGCCGGGGCCUCAUUAACGACACGUGGAGCGAAAAUAGUUUUGCUUGUCAGACUGCAGUGCGGCUACCGACACGUCUGUAUUUUAAUAUGGGGUUUCUUUUUACGAAAUCGCCGAAGCGUCACAUUUGCCUCAUCGAUGUGGCUCCUGCCUUAAAGAUCUGACCACUUAGAUCAAAUGCUUGUGGUUGAAUUACUGUCUUAAAUCAUAAUCAUUUAACAAAAUUGUUGACUUGAGCUGUUUUUAUAGUUGAUUAUUCUAACAAUAAAGUUAUUUACUAUAUUCGAUGAUCCAACUUACAAAUGUCAAAAAACAUAGUAAUGUAAUUAUUAAAUGAUGUAAUGGUUUACUCACGCGUAUUUAUCGGGGUAGCCCGACUAGUUUCGGACCCAA